AACAUUUGAUCAAAAUGAUUGUCACGGUGACAAUAUAAUUGUUAGAAACUUCACUUUAGUGUCCACAAUUUUCUUUAGGCCAAAUUUCUCCUUCACUUUUUUCCUUCUCUCCUCUUCAUAAUCAUUUUGUCCUCUGAGAAGAAUGGCAUUUGCAGGAACAACUCAGAAAUGUAUGGCUUGUAACAAAACAGUUUAUCUUGUUGAUAAGCUAACUGCUGAUAAUAGAGUGUUCCACAAAGCUUGUUUCAGAUGCCACCAUUGCAAAGGAACCCUCAAGCUAAGCAACUACAACUCUUUUGAGGGAGUUCUUUAUUGCAAGCCACAUUUUGACCAACUGUUUAAAAGAACUGGAAGCCUUGAAAAAAGCUUUGAAGGGACACCAAAAAUUGCCAAACCAGAAAGAAAUAAUGAUAAUGAGAAACCUGCAGCAGUUAAAGCUUCAAGUAUGUUUGGUGGAACUAGGGACAAAUGUUCUGGUUGUCAGAAAACAGUUUAUCCAACAGAGAAGGUUACUGUGAAUGGAACUCCAUACCAUAAGAGUUGUUUCAAAUGCUGCCAUGGAGGGUGUGUUAUUAGUCCUUCUAAUUACAUAGCACAUGAGGGAAAACUCUACUGCAAACACCACCAUAUCCAACUGAUUAAGGAAAAGGGAAAUUUAAGCCAACUAGAAGGUGACCAUGAGAAAAAUGCAAUGCAUGGGAAAAUCAGCGGAGAAGAAGUUGUGGCUUAAACAUGAUGAAAAAGAGUCUUAAGUCUCAGAAAUUUUUCGAUUUGCAAGUUUCAUAUUUGUGAACUACACGUUUCUGUUAUCUUUCAUGCUUUUGCCAUAUAUGGUAUUCAAUAUUUGUUUGCAAGUGUGUGGAUCUAUGAGACAUAAUUGCUCAACUUAUUAGUUGUUUGUUUUGUCUUCUGUGUUUCAAUUUGAUUAAAAUGAAACUAAAUGUAACUCCAACCUGCUUUAUGGAGUUUGUUACAUGGUUUUAUUGGAGUCUGAUACAUCUUUUGGACUACA
Cicer arietinum (chickpea) is the source of this 1012-nucleotide messenger RNA. Its product is annotated as LIM domain-containing protein WLIM1-like. The record is from RefSeq and is a predicted model, not a curated record. Lineage: Eukaryota; Viridiplantae; Streptophyta; Magnoliopsida; Fabales; Fabaceae.